This is a messenger RNA of Parnassius apollo (apollo), 588 nucleotides long. The record is from the annotation of a GenBank genome assembly. Lineage: Eukaryota; Metazoa; Arthropoda; Insecta; Lepidoptera; Papilionidae.
AUGUUACCAGUUUUAUUUAUGAGAAUUUACCAAUUACUAGACGCACGCCUUAAGUUCGAUCGCAUCGUCGACGGCGUGCGAGACGGACGGCGCGUCGGAGGGGUCGGGGUGGUGCGGGGUGGCGGCGGGCGCGGCGGGCCAGGGGCGGCGCUGCGCGGCGCGCACUCGCUGGACUUGCUGGCGCCGCGCCGCGAGUCGCGCCGCGCACUGCGCCGCGGACACACCUCUCGUUCGCUCGACGCCGACGUUGCCGUCUCCACCGUGUCCGGCCCCCUUUUCAACGGCACCAUCAUCGGCAUCGUCACCGACGACCCGCCCAAAACCGCAGAGGACAGCCCCCUUCUGCGCAAGUGCAGCCUCCACAACAAACUCGAACGCCCCAAGCGCAAGGUGCACGACGCCAACUACAUAGAGUUCUACAAGAAGUGGCGCUCGCUGGAGAACAUUGCGGACGUCAAGAGCGACAUGCGCAAGAUGCCGCGCUUCGCGAUCCGCUCGUGGCUGCUCGGCAUAUUCAGCGGCACGCGCAGCAGCAGUUCCUCGCUACGUCGCGCGCCGCCCCUGCUCGACCGCGAGUCUGCCGUGUGA